Molecule: messenger RNA, 2180 nt
Organism: Coccidioides immitis RS
Lineage: Eukaryota; Fungi; Ascomycota; Eurotiomycetes; Onygenales; Onygenaceae
Product: DNA-directed RNA polymerase II polypeptide
Exons: 3
Coding region: 169-879 (236 amino acids)
Biological process (GO): DNA-templated transcription
Cellular component (GO): RNA polymerase I complex; RNA polymerase III complex; RNA polymerase II, core complex
Molecular function (GO): DNA binding; DNA-directed RNA polymerase activity
Source: RefSeq, a predicted model, not a curated record
GUUUACUGGCUGGCAUCUGUGCUUAGGCGGCGAUUCAAAAAAGGAAGAACUGUGAUGAUAACUUCUUUGAGGUUCUAUCAGCAGUAUUUUUAGUGGCCCUACAGCUUGCUUUCUUCCUUUCUUUGAAAGACUCGAUUGCGACCCGCGGAGGCGUCAGCGCUGGCGACGAUGGCGGACGAGGAUUUCUCAAAGGCUUCCGCGGAGGCAGAUCGCGAGAUGACGCGGUUAUGGCGCACAUGGAGAACAGUCUUUGAGAUGUUACUUGACAGGGGUUAUGAAGUUACUGAGGAAGAAGUAAACGUUCCUCUAGCCGAGUUUCGAACAAAGUAUUCCGAUGCGCUUGGCUUUCCCGACCGCAACAAGAUGCGCAUCAGUGCCCGCCCCUCACAAACCAUGAUUGAAAAGUAUACUCCUCUCGCUUCGCCCGCCAAACCCAAUCCUGUUCCCGAAUGCGGCACCAUCUACGUCGAGUUCUGCGCCGACGCCCAAGGUGUAGGAACCAAGCAGGUCCGCGCUUUUAACCACUUCGUCGACGAACAAAACUACCACACCGGCAUCUUUAUAACACAAUCUCCCAUUUCUCCCUCCGCGAUCCGCCUAUUGACCGGUAUUCCCGGACGCUUCUGCGAACAUUUUUUGGAGCAGGAGUUAUUGGUCAAUAUCACGCAUCAUGAGCUGGUGCCAAAACAUGUAUUGUUGAGCGCGGAAGAGAAGAAAAGACUGCUGCAGAGAUACAGGCUGAAGGAAUCUCAGCUACCCAGAAUUCAAAUUGGUGAUCCAGUGGCGAAGUAUUUGGGUUUGAGACGAGGGCAGGUUGUCAAAAUCAUCAGAAAGAGUGAAACAGCUGGACGAUAUGCCAGUUACCGAUGGGUUACUUAAAUCAAGCCUACGGUGAACUGACAAAUUCUGAGGAAACUUCGCCCCCCUCUGCAUGAGUGCAAUGUUGCAGAAAGCAAAUUCAGGCAGAUUGCAGGACGCUAGAGCUCUAUUUUAAAGAUAAGCCGUUGUUUCCAUUCGCGUCGAUCUUAAGGCAGAAGGGGCUUGUAAUUUUUUCUUGAUCUUGACUAGCAUGAUGGCGUAUGGGCUUUUUGGGGCUUUUUUUCCGCCCCCUUGAACCUUUAUUGUUUAUUAAGGAGUUUGCUUUGGGCGAGAUUUUGGUAACUCGAGACCGGCCAAAGAAUCGAAAGAUCAAAAUUUUAUGUAACAAUCAGUUUUUAUAGCGAAAUAAACAUGAUGUAUCUACAGUCUCGCCUUCGCUGCACUCUCAUCAUUUCUCACGACAGUGCCCUUUUUACCACCGUUUUUCUGUUGCUCCCUUAGCACUCGCCUCAAAAUCUUCCCACUCGCACUCUUUGGAAUCUCCUCCGUAAACUCUACCUCCACAAGCCACUUAUGUCUCACCUUCUUUUCCUGGACAUACUUAAUAAGCUUUCUUCCAGUUGCCACAAGGUCGUCGUCCUUUCGUGCUGGUUUCAAUACCACAUAUGCCUUAGGUCUUUCCCCAGAAUAUUCAUCCGGGACAGCGAGGACGGCUGCAUCCUCGACAUCCGGAUGACCCAGAAGCAAAUCUUCCAGUUCAGCUGGAGCAACACCGAUACCUUUGACUUUAAUCAUUUCCUUGAUCCGGUCCGUAAUAGUGAUAAAGCCUUCUUCAUCGAUCUUGCCGACGUCACCAGUAUGUAGCCAGCCAUCUUCAUCAAAGGUCUCGCGAGUUGCUUUGGGGUUGUUCAAGUAGCCCAUUACCACUUGAGGCCCGCGGGCAAGAAUUUCUCCCGGUUGGUUGUAUCCAAGUUCGGCACCAGUGUCCGGAUCGAUGAUUUUGACCUCAGUGUUGGCAACAAUGGUGCCAACACGGAACGCAUACUCAUAACCCAUUUUGCCAAUGGGGUGCGUGGUUAUGCAGCUGCAAGAUUCGGUCAUGCCGUACCCUUGUUUGAAGCCGGUUCCGGGGAACUUCUUUUCCAAAAACGCUAGGAUCUCUGCGCUUAGAGGAGCGGCGCCGGAGGAGAAGCGUUCAACAUGUGAUAAGUCAUACUUAUCAACAACGGGAUCACGGACCAAUCGAAUUAAGAUGGGUGGGACAAGCAACAUCUCUUUGAUCUUAAACGUGGAGACCGCAUCGAGCAUAGCCUCCAUGGUAAAUGACGGGAGCAUGUAUAUUUCCGCGUUGAGAAGAACAG